AUGCCCAGUAUGGUAGGCCCACCUCCAGACGUACCACCCAAAGAACCCCCCUACACCGCCAUCCUCCCAGCCAAACCCUUCCACUCCCGCCUCCACUCCCCCUCCUCCCGCAAAACCAUCUACGACCGCAACCUCAACCGCACCCAAACCACCCCGACCUCCCUCCCCUCCUUCGCCUACCUCUUCAACACCCUAAUAACCUACCACCACUCCAAAUCCGGCUCCGUCAGCGAGAUCGAGACCCGCCUAAAUCGCGCCGGAUACCCCAUAGGCAUCAAACUCCUAGAUCUGUUGUUAUAUCGCCAAGCACGCGCCGCGGUUCGUCCGACCAGGAUUAUCGACUUGUUGCAAUUCGUUCAUACGACGCUAUGGCGGGCGCUGUUCGGGAGGGCGGCGGAUGCGCUGGAGCAGGGGGUUAGUAAUAAGAAUGAGUAUAUGAUUUUCGAUAAUGAGCCCGUGGUUAAUACUUAUCUCUCCGUGCCGAAGGAGAUGUCGCAGCUUAAUUGCGCGGCGUUUGUGGCGGGAAUACUGGAGGGGGUGUGUGAUGCGGCGGGGUUUGGGAUGGAGGGGGUUACGGCGCAUUGGGCUAGUGCUUCGGGUGGGACAGGUGGUGCCGAGGGAGAGGGAAAUAAGGAGGAGGAGAUGUGGCCGGGUAAGACGAUCUUUUUGCUGAGAUUUGGCGAGGUGGCUAUGAGGCGGGAGGAGGCUUUUAAGGCUGGCGGGGGGUGA
Recurvomyces mirabilis is the source of this 729-nucleotide messenger RNA. It is a transcript of the gene trs31, whose product is annotated as Trafficking protein particle complex subunit 31. The coding region runs from base 1 to 729 and encodes 242 amino acids. The record is from RefSeq and is a predicted model, not a curated record. Gene Ontology annotation, cellular component: TRAPPI protein complex; TRAPPIII protein complex; TRAPPII protein complex. Gene Ontology annotation, biological process: endoplasmic reticulum to Golgi vesicle-mediated transport. NCBI's taxonomy places the organism in Eukaryota, Fungi, Ascomycota, Dothideomycetes, Mycosphaerellales, Teratosphaeriaceae. The transcript has a single exon.